CACCACGUAAUUUGAAACUCCCAUCUUUGAGAAGCCUACUCUUGUCGGUUGCAGAAGCAAAACGGACCAACAAUAACGUUUGAAGAAUGACAGACGCUGUCAAAUUAGCGAUCGAUGACUACUACUCGAGGGAAGGAAUGACACCUCAUCAAGUGGCCAGUCUCUUCUCCAGUGUUGCUGGUGUCUAUGAUGAGACGUGGAAGGCAAGGAAAUACACAGAUCCCGAGUUUCUGUCGACGUCCGUGGCUGAUUACUUUGGGGAGGAGAAGGCAUCGUCUUUGAGGGUGCUGGACAUCGGCUCCGGGACGGGAAUGGUGGCUGAGGAACUGCGGAAGAGGGGUAUCCAUAACAUAGAUGGUCUCGAUCCGUCCAAAGGUAUGCGAGACGAGGCCAUGAAGAAGAACGUCUACCGGAAUUACUACCUAGAGUUUAUGGACGGGCACUACAUAGAGGACAUAGGCACAGAUGCCUAUGAUUGCGUGGUAGCAGCUGGUACUUUCAACAGUGGCCUUCUACCAUGUGCAGCCCUACCGGAGAUGAUCCGUGCAGUGAAACCAGGUGGGUUGAUGUGUUUUGGGAUCUUUGACUCGGUGUUCUCGUCAGUACCUGAGUACAAACACCGCUUGGGGCCGCUCAUGUCUCGGCUGGAGGAGCAGGGGGCGUGGAAGCUGCAUGACAAGGUACAGCGGAAGGAUUCUGACAUGACUGGCAACCCGGAAACAGUCUACAGAUAUGUCAUUCAGGCAUCGGAGGUACACGCGGCGUCUGUUUUUGCCAGCCUGCCUGUCGUCGAUCCGUAAAUAAUCAAGUCUGAACCAGACAAGCUAGUGAUUAAUAUUAUGAGCAACGCCUUACCUUGUUCGGUGACACACUGCCAGCUAAAUCACCGAGUCACACAGCUUUGAAAGACGAGUGUACUAUAUCGGGUCUCGUUCUAAAUAGAACUCCCUUCCUUCUCUGGUAAACAUGCCUAUCUUGUACAAGGUAACUGACAGACAGACAGAAAACCUGUCCAUGUAUAUAUUUUCCACGCAUUUGUACAUAGAAAGCGUAUUGUUCUUUGAACGUGUAUGAAGCAAUGUAUAUGGUGUCCUAUAGGCCUGAGGCCUUUGAGUACCAGAAUAAAGAUUGAUCAUCCCAAACAGACAGACAGACAAACCAUGAAGGCAUCGGCUACCAUUAACUAAUGGCAUCUCAGGAUUAAUGAUUAAUGCUAACAAGCACAUUAUUAACACAAACAAAUUCCCAGUCUUUUAUCCGGAAUAUUAUAUUUAUGAGAUAAACAUACUGUGUUAGAAAACCAGAGGUAUAUAACGAAAUUAUAAUAGCUCUAAAUUUGAUAGAAAACCUAACGCGUAGUGAGUAUAAACCUCUGACUGACUCUAAGCAAUCAAUCACGGUUCAGUAUUUACUGGAGUCAUGGUAAUGUUUUUACUUUCUUUGAGUCUUUUGAAUUGACCUUUUGUUUUCUAAUUACACAUUAAUUGUUGUUAUUGUAUCUAGUAUCGUUAUUCUUUGUAUCAUUAUUAUUUCUAGUUAUUGUAUGUAGUGUCGUUAUUCUCUCUAGUGUUAUUAUUCUACCUAGUGUUGUUAUUCUAUCGAGUAUCGUUAUUCUAUCUAGUGUCAUUAGUAUUGCUUGUUAUUGUAUCUGGUGCCGUAAACGUACUCUAUCUAGUGUUAUUAUUAAUUCUAGCAUGACAAGGUGUGAUACUCGAUUCUGAUUGGCUGAGAAGCUCAUCAAAACCGUACUUAAAAUGACAGUUUAAGG
Molecule: messenger RNA, 1768 nt
Organism: Haliotis rubra (blacklip abalone)
Lineage: Eukaryota; Metazoa; Mollusca; Gastropoda; Lepetellida; Haliotidae
Exons: 6
Coding region: 87-800 (237 amino acids)
Source: RefSeq, a predicted model, not a curated record